AAAAAGGGUUUAUUGCCUCUCAAAACGAAGACACCACACUCAAGUAUCAGCAGGACUGUGGGUAGAAGGAGCAGAGAGGAGAGAGAACAAUAGCAGAGAACCAUCUGAAAAGCUGGCAAAACUGCUAUCCAUCGCGAGAUGAAAUUCUUCAAGACAACUAAAGACGAGGAGCCCACUGCUCCAGGGCAGGUGGCAAUCAAAAAGAGAUCCAGAGUCCCUGGGGUCAUGAUUACACAGUUUGUGGAGGAGCUUCCUGUGGGCAUGACCACCCCUGAUUUCACCCGCAAACCCAUCGCUUUGACUAUUCAGGAAGGGAAAUGUGCUGUUUUCAAAGCAAUUGUGUCUGGUAAUCCGACACCAAGUGUGCAUUGGACAAGAAGUAAUGGAGAAGUAAAUGAACCAGAGAGAUACAAAAUUGUAUCUGAUCCAGCCACGCCUAAUGAGCACUAUAUAGAGAUGCCGGAAGUAUCUCCAGAACAAGCUGAUACCUACAAAUGCUUUGCCACCAAUGAGUAUGGAAAAGCUGUGGUCACCGCUAACCUCAAUGUAAUUGAAAUGGGAUAUAAGAAGAGCAAGGCUAUGAAAGAUGCACGAGCAGCUGCUGUGAAGCCACCUGAAGAUUUCAAAAAUCUCCUAACAAAAGCGGUUGUAGAAUCAAACAAAGAUGACAAAAAAGAUGGAGAAAUCGAUCCAAGGUUUUGGGAUGUGUUGAUGAGUGCCGACAAGAAAGACUAUGAGAAAAUCUGUGCUGAGUUUGGAGUCACUAACUUCCGCUGGAUGCUGAAGACACUGAACGCGAAGAAGGUUGAGAGGGAGGAGGAUCAAGCAAAGUAUGUUGAAAACCUCAGCAAUCUGAAACACAUUGAAGUAAAACCUGGUGGAGGUGCAGAGUUUGAAUUUGAGAUGUCGCUUAAAGACCCCAACGUCAAGAUCUUCCUGUUCAAGGAUGGAGUAAUGGUUCCGUUCAGUGUUGAAACAGAAGAUAAGCAUUUUCUGAAGAAAACAGGAAGAAAAUUUACAUUUGGCAUUAAGGAUCUUGCUGGAGAUGAUGAAGGAUUGUACCAAGUGAUGGUGGAGGGGGUACUUAUCUUCUCAACUGACUUCAAAGUUCCCAUGGCGGAUUUCCUGGUCAAAAUUKAGGAAGUGAAGGCCACGGAGAGAGAGGAUGGCGUGUUUGAAUGUGUCCUGUCAUCCCCCAUGUCAAAGAUUCAAUGGACGGGGAAGAAUCAACCGUGUGAACAAGGGGAGAAGUUUGACAUUGAAGUGUCAGAGGACAUGCUCAUUCAUAGAUUGGUUGUGAAGGACUGUGCGAAACUGGAUGGUGGUAUCUAUUCAGUAUGUGCAGGGAUCAAGUCUUGCAAUGCCUUUCUUGUUGUGGAGGCUGAUAACGAUCCAGCCACCAAGGGGAAAAAGAAAGUCCGCAAAACAACUCGAGCUGGUGGGGGAGAGGUAGACUUGGCUAAAAUAGCUGCAGAGCAGAAAGCUAAGCUGGACAAAGCGAGAGAUGAGAGAAUGGAGUUGGCGAAACAGAUUAAGGCAGACAUGGAUGCUAAGGCAGCAGCAGCGCCCGAACUAGAGCUGGAGAACAAGGACGAGAAGAAAGAGCCUGAGCCUGUGGAAGAGAAGAAGGAAGAGCUUAGAGACAAAGAGAUACCAGUUGAAAAGAAGAAGAAAGAGCCUGGAGACGAAGAGACACCAGUUGAGGAGAAGAACAAAGAGCCUGGAGACGAAGAGAUACCAGUUGAAGAGAAGAACAAAGAGCCUGGAGACGAAGAGAUACCAGUUGAAGAGAAGAAGAAAAGAGUGAGAACAGGUCCACUGAUCCCAGACACCAUCAUAGACCCAGGAGUGCACUUUACCAGUGGAUUGUCAGACAUCAGUGUUAAUAUGGGCAACAGAGGUGAACUGGAGUGUAAACUGAGCAGGGAAAACUGUGAAGGAAUCUGGUACAAAGAUGGAGAAGAGAUAGAAGCAUCAGAUGAUAUUGCGAUGACACAUGAUGGGGCCUUUCACAGGCUUAUACUGAAGAACUGCAAGGAGGAAGAUUCUGGCAAAUACCGAUUUGAAGCUGAUGGACGUAAAACAGAGUCCAUACUCGUUGUAGAGGAUCCACCCAGAGUAAACCCAGAUGACCUGGCUGAUUUCUCAAAGCCCGUCAUAAUAAAGGUUGGCCAGAGCGCUACCUUCAAACUGUCUUUUAUGGGUCGUGACCCAAUGAAGAUCUAUUGGUACAAUGAAGGUGAGGAGUUGGUGGAGGACAAACACAUCAACAUUGAGAAGUCGCUCACACACAGUCGCCUCCUCCUCAGCAAGUGCCAGCGGAAAGCCACAGGAGAAAUCAAGAUCAAGAUCAAAAAUGAAUGUGGAACCAUUGAGGGCAGAUCCAGGUUGAUUGUGCUGGACAGACCAAGCCCUGCCUUAGGACCUGUGGAGAUCAUUGAAGCUUCUUCGGCUGUACUUGACUUUAAAUGGAGGCCUCCAAAAGACAAUGGUGGCUCUCCUGUGAUCAACUACAUCCUGGAACGACAGCAGCUGGGCCGUAACUCCUGGAUGAAGCUGGGUCAGAUCCCUGGAGAGCCCAAAUACAGGGACACCAAUGUAGACCAUGGAAGGAAGUAUUGCUACCAUAUCAGGGCUGUGACUGAGCAGGGCAUAAGUGAAAUGAUGGAGACAGAUGACAUCCAGGCCGGUACAAGAGCAUAUCCCGGACAACCUUCCUCACCCAAAGUGAUCAGUGCCUUUGCAAACUGCAUCAAUCUGGAAUGGGUUCCCCCUUCCAACACUGGAGGAACUAAUAUUCUAGGUUAUCACCUGGAGAAACGCAAGAAGGGCAGCAAUCUAUGGGGUUCAAUCAACAAUUUGAAAGAGCCAAUCAAAGGUCAAGGGAUUGCAGUCAAAGACGUUAUUGAGGGAAUAGAGUAUGAGUUCCGUGUUGCAGCUAUCAACAUAUCUGGUGCUGGAGAGCCAAGCACCCCCUCUGAAUUUGUUAUUGCAAGAGACCCAAAGAAGCCCCCCGGUCAAAUCAUUGACCUGAAGGUGACAGACUCCACCUACACCACCUUGUCCCUGGGUUGGACUAAACCCAUAGAGGAGGAAGGGGUCCAAGAUGAAGCCAAGGGAUACUUUGUGGAGAUCAGACCAGCAGCAAACCCAGAGUGGGACCGCUGUAARAAUAACCCCAUCAUCAUGACCUCCAAUAACAUUUUGGGUCUUAAGUCAAUGGCCAUGUACUGGGUGAGAGUGAUUGCCACCAAUGACGGGGGAGAAGGGGAGCCCAGAGGCUUGGACAACUACAUCCUGGCUAUGCCCCCCCCAGUGAGACCACAUUUCACUGAUCGCAAAAUGAAGAGCUUCAUGGUUGUGAGAGCCGGGAAUUCUGCUCGAAUCAACAUCAACUUUGUGGCUUCUCCUAUGCCAAACAUAACGUGGCUAAAGGAUGGGAUGCCAGUAUCAAAACUUGUAACCAUUAGCAACUCCGAUAAUACAUCCCAGCUCCUAAUCCCCACAUCUGAGCGUCCCGACACAGGAAUCUACACCAUCAUCGUCAAGAACAUGGUUGGUCAGGAGACCUUCAGUAUCGAGAUCAGAGUCACAGAUGAUCCCAAGCCUCCUGGCCCGGUGGAGUUGGAACAGAAUGUUCCUGGAACAGUGACUGUGACCUGGACUCCCUCCCCAGAUGAGAAGAGGGACGACAGGCUGCACUACAUAGUGUCCAGACGCGACUCCGUCAAGCGAAUGUGGCAAACUGUAGCCGACCACCUCUUCAACAACAAGUUCACAGCCCUCAACAUCAUGGCUGGACGAGAGUACUACUUCCGUGUCUACGCCAAAAAUGACAUGGGUCUCUCUGAGCCUUCUGAGUCGCCAACCUGGGGAGUGACCAAGAAAAAAGAUAAGUUCUCAAUGGCUGUCAGCUCAUUCAAGAGCCUCAACUUUGAGUCAGCGCCAUCGUUCUUAGUUCCACUGAAAACGCACAGCACCCCUGAGAGCUACGAGUGCUACAUGAGCUGUGCUGUCAGAGGGGACCCAACACCUCAUGUCACAUGGUACCGCAACAAUAUCAGCCUCAACACCAACACCAACUAUCUUAUCACCAACACCUGUGGGGUCUGCUCCAUGCUCAUACUGAGGGUUGGACCCAAGGACACUGGAGAGUACAAAGUCAUUGCAGACAAUGCCUUGGGCAGGGCAGAGUGCUCCACCAAACUCACAGUCAACGAGUGAAGUGGUUCCACAGUCCUCGAGUUCUGCUUCGCAAAGACUGUCAGAUUGCCCAGAGCAACCAGAAACACUGCAGAGAGCUAACAUGGAUGCAUGUUGAUUAUAUCCUUAGAGAGUAGGCAUGUUCUUCAGUCUUGUGGUAAAAAAAGAAAAUCAAUAGUGGUUUGAGAUACAGUAGUGUGUGUUGAAAGAGAUUAUGUAAUGACUUAUUCAUACUGUAAAUAGGCCUUUUGUUUGACAGAAACUUGACAAUCCAAUCCUAGAUGUGUUCUCUUGUUGACUCUCAAGACUUAAGAGAGACAGAGGCAACAGAAGAGAUUCCCAUAAUUUAAGACGCAUGCAAUUUGAAAUCAAUAUUCCAUAGGCCACUCACAUGGUGUCCAUUGCCUAGGCUGUCCACUGUGACCCCCCCCCCCCCCCCRCCAUAAAAUAGUCCAUGGGUGCACACACCCUGGUAUUGUUUUGCCAACUGUUACACGGCUUCACAUACCUCUUUUACUGCUAGCAUGCAGUCGUGUUCUUUCGGGGGAUAUUGAGAGUUUAUAAUGGAAGGUAAUAAAUUAGAAGAAUUCAUAGGCAUGACUGAGUUUGACCUUAUGUACAUUUGGUCCUGGGCUGGUUUCAAGUUUCAGAAAGUGUAAACUUUCUACAUGACAAUGCAUGGUUCUGUAGUGAUUGUUGACUUAAGCGGACAAUAAUUAUUUUAUAGCAUAACAAUGUAACAGGCUUUGACAUUUACAAGCAUACAAACUGGUGGACAAGAAUACGUUCACUGUAUUUGCAUUGUAUUUUACAAUUUUAAAUACAGUAAAUACAGUAAUACAGUAAUACAACAUUAUUAAAGUUAAGGUGAUUCAUGGAAAUGUAAGUCAAAUUCCUAAUAGUGAAAGCAAGUUAUCCUAACUGUCGGCUAUUUGAGCUUCAGUGUACUGUCAAUCUGAUUUUGAACCUAAUAACUUAAAAUAAUUUUGCCUGCAUUUAAGUAAAUAGCAACAACUGGUUAUAGGCUUCCUCCCUUUCCUUUAUUUGUUUGGUAAAAAUAUGUAAACAACUGGAUGGAAAAAGCAAUGGACAGGAAAUGUGGAGUGUGAGUUGAUGCAGAAUUGUUUUGUGAAGGAAACGUAUUAACCCUUGACCCUGUGUGGCCCCUGAAGUAAAUGCCUUCUGUAAUGUCAACCUUCUCAGCUCAGCUUCCCAUGCCUGUGUCCGGUCAACUUUCCUGUGUCAAACACCAACUAUUAUUUUGUCGCCUGAAAUAUGCACAACACACUGUCAAUCGUGCUUGGACCCAGUAUAACUGUGUCAUUGCUAAGAAUACAAUAAAGAUACAAGAAUGACUCCUA
Molecule: messenger RNA, 5564 nt
Organism: Salvelinus sp. IW2-2015
Lineage: Eukaryota; Metazoa; Chordata; Actinopteri; Salmoniformes; Salmonidae
Gene: igfn1.3
Product: immunoglobulin like and fibronectin type III domain containing 1, tandem duplicate 3
Molecular function (GO): protein binding
Source: RefSeq, a predicted model, not a curated record